AUGCAUUCCUGUGAGUACAAUGUCCCUGAAGAAAAUGAAAUAUAUGUGGUGAUACUUCUACCAAAAAAUAACAGAUACUUGGCGUCCUACAGCAAAGUAAGGCCGGCGAUCAACGUGUCUUUGUCAAAAAUAAAAGAGCUGGGUUUGUUACCGAAUAUAAAGUUUAACAUCACUGAUGCUGCUGAUACAAAAUGUGACUCUGACCCCAGUAUAUGGGAGGCUGUUAAAGCUUACAUCGAAUUACCAGUGCAUCUAUUCUUGGGGCCUUCAUGUGAUUAUGCUGUUGCACCAAUCGCACGCUUGCUGAAGUAUAUGAAAAUACCAAUGAUAACAGCUGGUGCUCUGGCUAUGGAUUUUAAUCGUAAAGAUCGGAAGGACGGUAGCUCCGAAUACUUUAUGUUGGUUAGAACUGGAUGGAUAUUUAAAGGCAUGGCGAAUAUUUUGGACCAUAUAUUCAAGAGGUUCAACUGGAAGAAAAUCGUGGUUCUUUUCCAAGCCGAUGGCAGACGAGAUAUAAUGAAAGAACAUUACUGCAGUUUAUCUGCAAAGUCAAUAAUCGACGUCAUAUUUCCACGGAAAAAUUGCACGAUCAGGCAGCAAAAGUUACCUGAAAACUUUACGAUGGAGAAUGCAGAGGAAGUUACGAAGACGUACAUUGGUCGUGAUUAUGGAGGUGCAGGUGCUGAUUUAAUUUCGGUGUCAAUAGCUCAAGCGGGGUAUGAGCUAUUGAACGUUUCUUGUCGUCAAUUGUGA
Molecule: messenger RNA, 753 nt
Organism: Uloborus diversus
Lineage: Eukaryota; Metazoa; Arthropoda; Arachnida; Araneae; Uloboridae
Product: atrial natriuretic peptide receptor 3-like
Exons: 2
Coding region: 1-753 (250 amino acids)
Molecular function (GO): signaling receptor activity; peptide hormone binding
Source: RefSeq, a predicted model, not a curated record